AUGUCCAACAGAACAAUGUACUGCGUGGCCAUCUGCGCUCCCCACCUCUACCGCUACUUCAGGACAAGAUCGAGGCAGACAGUUUCUCGUGUGCUGCUCGCAGUUAAACAGCUGACAGGCAAUCUACUCUGGUUCAAUCCCAAGAAGGAGAGAGGUGGUGCAGAUAUGGCGCAGUGGAACGGCAUAGAGCAGGCAGCGACUAUCACGCAGCUGGUGGGAGUGGAUGCGUUGGGGCUCAUCUCGACGAUUGUACAGGCAGCACAGACAGUUCAGCGCAACAAGGAGACCUGCCAGGAGCUCGUGCAGGAUGUGCAGUUGAUAAAUGGCCUGCUAUGGAUGCUGCAAAACCCAGAAAUUAUGCAGCGAGAAGAGAUUGUAAAUGCACUCAAUGGACUGGAGGGGACGCUUCGGGAGGCGUACAGCCUCGUCAGCUCCUGCCAGGACUGCAGCACCACAUAUCGCAUAUUCAUGGGAUGGAAACACACUGACCAGUUCCGACGCGUGAAGAAGAAGAUUGCCAAGCACCUCCGCUUCUACCCCAUGAUCUUCCAUGCUGACAUAACUUGUCGUCUCGAAAGAAUAAGCAACGGCACGCUGUCGACGUGCUCAUCUCAGGAUGCAGGAGGAGUGCUGACAUCAUCUACCAGACACUCAAACUCUGAAGCUCGGACUGAAUGUAGUUUGUGGCCUGUUGAAUUAGAAAAAUCGCAGGCAUGCAGGAGCGCUGAGUCUAUUGCAGUUGAGGAACACCAGCUAACAAGUUACCAGGAAAUUGCUGAACCUUUUGCUAGGAAGCAGAGGUUCCGGUGGGGUCACUGUUUGCCCUGGAAAACGGUAGAAACAGCUCCUUGUAUUCAUGAACUCAACGGACCAGGGUUUUCAGGUUUCCAUUUCUCCCAAUUGUUGGUUGCUACAAAUAAUUUUGCAUUCCAAUGCAAAAUUAGAAGUUGUGGAUACGCUGAUGUGUAUAAGGGACGAUUGGACAGUGGACUUGAAGUCAUGAUCAGAAGAUUUCAUCAAAAUAACUCCCAUUCUUCACUCACAUUUGAAAAUUAA
Molecule: messenger RNA, 1056 nt
Organism: Triticum turgidum subsp. durum (durum wheat)
Lineage: Eukaryota; Viridiplantae; Streptophyta; Magnoliopsida; Poales; Poaceae
Source: the annotation of a GenBank genome assembly